GCAGCGGUUGGAGAUAAGAUAGACAGCUUCUGGACAAGACAACAACCUAUAUAUCUAAUAUGCAACGGCCUUCAGCAACUACCUAGAUAUGAGGCUCCUGUUGCUCUGCCUGUGGCUCUCUGGGGCGUUGGCCGGGCCCUCCCUCCGGCCCACCUUCCGCCGCGGCCUCAACCGCAUCGUCGGAGGCACGGAGGCGGCGCCGGGAGAGAUCCCUUAUCAGCUGAGCUUCCAGGAUAUCUCCUACGACGAGGUGUUCCACUUCUGCGGCGCCUCCAUCUAUAAUGAGAACUGGGGUAUCUGCGCCGGGCACUGCGUCAGCGGGGAGGACUGGGACAACCCGGAUUACUUGCAGGUCGUGGCCGGCGAGCACAACCUGAAGGUCGACGAGGGCACCGAGCAGACCCGCAUCCUGUCCAAGAUCAUCCGCCACGAUGACUUCAACGGCCCGUGGCUCUACAACGACAUCUCGCUCCUGCAGUUCUCCUCUCCCCUGACCUUCGACGACUACGUGCAGCCCAUCCCCAUCGCGGAGCAGGGGCACACGGCCACCGGGGACUGCGUGGUGUCGGGCUGGGGCACCACCGUGGAGGGCGGCUACUCCCCGGACGUGCUGCAGAAGGUGACGGUGCCCAUCGUGCCGGACGAGGAGUGCGCGCAGCACUUGCUCAUCGAGAACUUCAUGAUCUGCGCCGGGUAUCCUGACGGAGGGAGUGACGCCUGCCAGGGUGACUCCGGAGGGCCCCUCGUGUGCAAGGACACCGGCUCGCCCUACCUCGCCGGCAUCGUGUCCUGGGGCUACGGCUGCGCGCGCCCCGAGACACCCGGCGUCUACACGGAGGUGUCUUACUUCAGCGACUGGAUAAAGAUGCACACAGGAACUUAAGACCGCCCCUUCGCCUUCCUCAUCUCCCUCCCCUUCCCUCUCCUUCCACUUCCCCUCUGCCAUCCCCUCCCUCUUCUCUCCCCCUGUCCCUCCCUCUUCUCUCCCCCUGUCCCUCCCUCAAGUUCUUGAUUGUCCCUUCUCCUCCUUAACCCCCUCCUCUAUUCCUCUCCCUCAACGAGACAGAAAUACCAUUACUACAAGUUGAACAAUCAGUAAUACCAGUAAAGAAUACCACCCAAAAAAUACCAGUAUAUUCCUCAUCUUGACAUAAAUACCAGCCACUAUACCGGACGACCCCGCCUUCCUUUUCUUCGAAACCCUCUUCUUGAAUCGGGCAGAGAUCAUACCCCGUGCUCUUUCUUACCUAAUUACUUACUCACGACUUCCCCAAACGUGUCUUUUGUCUCUCGGGACAAAGAGGGGGGGGGGGCAAGGGAGUGAGGGGAAGAAAGGGUAGGGGGCGAAAGAGGCAGGGGAUGAGAGCAGGGGUAAGGGGCAGGAGGAAGGGGAUAUACAGUUACCACCUCUCGUAACCUUACAGUCGAGUCAACACUGUAAGCCUUUUGAACUGUGACCCUUUGUUCCCGGAAACCUUGGUCCAUGAACUGUAUGAAUAAAGGGACAUUGUCUCCUCCUUCCAAUGUCUUACAAAAGCCCUCAUUCUAUAGAACCUCGACUCCUCCCCCACAUACACAAAAAAUAUAUAUAUCAUUUUGCAUUA
This is a messenger RNA of Penaeus monodon (black tiger shrimp), 1604 nucleotides long. RefSeq names its product trypsin-1-like. Gene Ontology annotation, biological process: proteolysis. The transcript is spliced from 3 exons. The record is from RefSeq and is a predicted model, not a curated record. The coding region runs from base 89 to 883 and encodes 264 amino acids. Gene Ontology annotation, molecular function: serine-type endopeptidase activity. NCBI's taxonomy places the organism in Eukaryota, Metazoa, Arthropoda, Malacostraca, Decapoda, Penaeidae.